This is a messenger RNA of Planococcus citri (citrus mealybug), 2038 nucleotides long. RefSeq names its product trehalase-like. The coding region runs from base 50 to 1888 and encodes 612 amino acids. Gene Ontology annotation, molecular function: alpha,alpha-trehalase activity. The record is from RefSeq and is a predicted model, not a curated record. NCBI's taxonomy places the organism in Eukaryota, Metazoa, Arthropoda, Insecta, Hemiptera, Pseudococcidae. The transcript is spliced from 9 exons. Gene Ontology annotation, biological process: trehalose catabolic process.
CUUCAUUGAGUCUUUGCGAACAAGUGCGAAUCUGUUGUGGUUUUCUAAUAUGAUCAGUACCCAUAACGUAGUCGACAUGUUAUCCUUGAUUGUGAUAAUUUUAAUGUGUACUGUUUUCAAUGGUGUGGUGUUCGGUAAGUGUAUAGAUACGUGGAGUGCACGAGAAACGGACGUUUGUCAACCAGAUUGUCUCAGCAAAAUAUACUGCAUAGGAAAAGUUGGCAAAAACACUACACUAUUGCACGAUGUUCAAGUUAGCAAAAUAUAUAGCGACGGUACAACAUUCGUCAAAAGCAGAAUGAAAUACUCAGAAGGUGAAAUUUUGAAGAACUACACCAUUGCAAAAAAUAAAAACCCCAAUAAACGACUCAACGAAACUCAAUUGGAAGAUUUUGUGAGAAAAAACUUUGAAAAUAAAACCCUGGAAUGCGGAAAACUGGACGAUUUCAUGGAAAACCCUCCCUUUAUUCAGAAAAUUGAGAACCCUGAUCUUAAAGAUUGGCUUUUUGAAUUGAAUCAAAUUUGGAAAAAUUUAUCGAGAAAAAUGCCGGAAUCUCUUCGAAUAGAAGAAGAGACAGGAAACAUGAGGUCUUCUUAUAUUUACGUGCCGAAUACAUUUAUAGUGGCUGGCGGCAGAUUCGAUGAAAUGUACUACUGGGAUACGUAUUGGAUCAUAAAAGGAUUGUUAGCGUGUGGAAUGCACAAUACUACGAAAGGAAUUAUUGGAAACAUGAUUCAUUUGGUCAAGAAAUAUGGCUUCGUACCGAAUGGAAAUAGAAUUUAUUAUUCAAAAAGAUCGCAACCACCAAUGCUCAUACAAAUGGUAGACGUUUAUACGAAAGAGACUAACGAUGAAAGCAUAAUCAAAGAAAACAUGCAAAUGCUUGAAAAAGAAUUCAAGUGGUGGGUGGCUAAUCGGCGAGUAGAUGUGACAAUUAAUAAAACAAGGUACAAUUUAUUUCAAUACAACGCACCUAGCUGCUUUCCUCGGCCUGAGUCUUAUAAAGAAGAUUACGAGCUCCUGGAGAAUUACUCUUCUGAAGAUCCUGAGGCAACAAAAGAAAUCUACACUGGAAUCAGAUCAGCUGCAGAAUCAGGAUGGGAUUUUUCUAGCAAACAUAUGAGAAAUCCAGAAAAUGCUAAAGAUAAGAAUGUUGGCUUGAGGGAUACGUAUCCUCCUCAAUAUGCCUAUGUGGAACUGAACAGCAUUAUGUAUUCGAAUGCAAAAUUACUAGCUGACUGGAAACGCAAAUACGAUAGUAAAAGUGAAGCCAAACUUUACGAAAAGUGGGCCAGCAGUUUAUCAAAUGCGAUAGAAAAUGUGUUGUGGAACGAUGAGGUAGGUAUAUGGUUAGAUUUCGACAUAGAAGCUAAAAAAAGCAGGAACUAUUUUUAUGCCAGUAAUUUCGCACCACUGUGGAGUAAAACUUACAAGAAUUCUUCCAAAGUAGAUCGUGCUAUAAAAUAUCUAGAAGAAAACCACAUGAUAUACUCGAACUUGACAUCUAAAUAUUAUGGACUACCCGCGAGUGCUGAUAAUGAACUUGAAUCGAAACAACAGUGGGAUUUUCCGAUUGUUUGGGCCCCCUUACAAUUUUUCAUCAUUCGAGGAUUAAAAGAAAGCAAUAACCCGAGAGCUGAGAAAGUUGCGUAUAGCUUAGCUACAUCUUUCUUGAAAACAUCGUAUGCAGCUUACGUAAGAGAUAAAGUAAUGUACGAAAAAUACGAUGCUACAACCUACGGAAGAAUUGGAAGUGGGAGGGGAGAAUAUGAAGGUAGCGAAACUGGAUUUGGUUGGACAAAUGGUCUCGUCUUCGAAUUAUUCAACUUGUGGUCUUGUUUUCCAUUGACAUCGAAUAUUACCUGCCCAAAUUCAUCGAAAAUUUAAAUCUUACUUAUCAGACGGUUUCCUGUGAUAAAUUAUGAAUUUAUGACCUACUUCACUCAUGCAUGAUUUUUAUUUUUUUAUACAUUUAGUAUGUAGUCAAAGGUUUUAUAUGUAUAAAAGAUUGCUCAUAAUUAUAUUUUUGUGCUUAAC